Molecule: messenger RNA, 1839 nt
Organism: Alligator mississippiensis (American alligator)
Lineage: Eukaryota; Metazoa; Chordata; Crocodylia; Alligatoridae
Gene: PRPF18
Product: pre-mRNA processing factor 18
Exons: 12
Coding region: 346-1299 (317 amino acids)
Biological process (GO): RNA splicing; generation of catalytic spliceosome for second transesterification step
Cellular component (GO): U4/U6 x U5 tri-snRNP complex; U5 snRNP; U2-type post-spliceosomal complex
Source: RefSeq, a predicted model, not a curated record
CCGCCAUCUCGCCGGGACCCGGGGAGGGACAGGGGCCCGGGCCCGCUGGGGAGGGAGCGCGCCGGGGCAAGAGUCCCCAGCUACCCCGACACGGUAUCCCGGGGGAAAGGUGCCGGGUUAUUCCAGCAGUUUCCUGGGUAUACCAAGAGCCUGAUUCUACCGCACAGGAGAAAACUUCCUCAUGAAAACAAAAAGCACUUCAAGCGCAGCGAGCUAGUUAAGAAGGAGGAAGAGGCGUACUUGCAGAGAUGUGGCUACAAGGUACAGCAGACAGAAGAGGAAGAGAAACCAUUGACUUCAUCCAACCCAGUAUUGGAGCUAGAGCUGGCGGAAGAAAAGUUACCCAUGACUCUUUCCAGACAAGAGGUGAUUAGAAGAUUGAGAGAGAGAGGUGAACCUAUCAGAUUGUUUGGAGAAACAGAUUAUGAUGCGUUCCAGCGUUUGAGGAAGAUAGAAAUUCUUGCGCCUGAAGUUAACAAGGGAUUGAGAAAUGACCUGAAGGCGGCUUUGGAUAAGAUUGAUCAACAGUACCUGAAUGAGAUUGUAGGUGGUCAAGAAGCAGGAGAAGAUGACUCACAGAAUGAUCUGAAAGUCCACGAAGAAAACACUACUAUUGAAGAAUUGGAGGGAACACCAGGAUCUCUGCUGGUGAGACAAGUGGCGAGACCCGGACAGACGACCCUGUCCAGGGCCAGCACUGGGGACCCAGCUGGAGGGGCAGACGAGGUGGCUGACCUGUUGGCCAUUUGGGGCCAAGAGGACACACUUGGACAAUUCAAAGCUUUGGGAGAGUCCUUAGGAAAAGGGGAUGACCAUAAAGACAUGGACAUCAUAACCAAAUUCUUAAAGUUUCUUCUCGGAGUUUGGGCCAAGGAGCUGAAUGCCAGGGAGGAUUAUGUCAAACGUGGUGUGCAGGGGAAACUGAGCAGUGCCACUCAAAAGCAGACAGAAUCUUACCUCCGACCCCUCUUCAGAAAACUACGGAAAAGGACUCUUCCUGCAGACAUCAAAGAAUCAAUAACAGAUAUUAUUAAAUUCAUGUUGCAACGGGAGUAUGUGAAGGCGAAUGACGCCUACCUUCAGAUGGCCAUUGGGAACGCACCUUGGCCCAUUGGAGUCACCAUGGUUGGCAUCCAUGCCCGAACUGGCCGUGAAAAGAUUUUCUCAAAGCAUGUGGCCCAUGUCCUGAAUGAUGAGACUCAGAGGAAAUACAUUCAGGGGUUGAAGAGGCUCAUGACCAUUUGCCAGAAACACUUCCCAACAGACCCAUCGAAAUGCGUGGAGUACAACGCGUUGUGAGGCCCUUUCGCAUCCAAGGUGCAAAUCACUUUCUGCUCCUCAAGACCCAGAGAGUGAUGAAGAGAACAGCACAUUUUUGCUUGAAUGCAGAAACUCAGGGUGGGCCUUGGGCAAAAGCAUAAAGUAGGGGCUUUGUCUUCUGCUUGAUUUUUUUUCACCAGCCACAUCUACUUACAUUUCUUAAGGACUGUGUAUUUUAUACUCGGCGGAUCCAGGACACAAAAGGCUUUUUUGGGUGGUUGUGUGAGGAGGGGGGAGCACGAGCUGGCUUUCCUUGUUUUUAUUUUAACCAGUUAUUCAGGAAAGCAUACCAGGCUGAACUUAAUUUCUCUCUUCCCAUAAUUCAGAUGCUUAGAUGACAGACGGCAAUGGGGUGGUUUUUUUUGGACUCUUUCCCAUUGGAGACUGGUGUGGGCAGAUGAUUGGAAGGAAACAGUUGAAGCUGAAUCCUAGUUAUUUCUGUAAAUACGAAUAUUUUAAUGUGUAAUCUUCAUGUGGUAUUUAUCAUUAAAAGUUUAUUUUUCUCAGCAGAAAAAUACA